Messenger RNA from Hyaloscypha bicolor E, 1605 nucleotides. RefSeq names its product dihydrolipoyllysine-residue succinyltransferase component of 2-oxoglutarate dehydrogenase-like protein complex. Lineage: Eukaryota; Fungi; Ascomycota; Leotiomycetes; Helotiales; Hyaloscyphaceae. Gene Ontology annotation, molecular function: dihydrolipoyllysine-residue succinyltransferase activity. Gene Ontology annotation, cellular component: oxoglutarate dehydrogenase complex. The record is from RefSeq and is a predicted model, not a curated record. The transcript is spliced from 4 exons. Gene Ontology annotation, biological process: tricarboxylic acid cycle. Bases 84 to 1382 code for a protein of 432 amino acids.
CCGAAGCUUGUUUUCGCUCUCUCACUUUCUUUCAACACCCAAUUCUCCCUUCAUACCCUUCUUUUCUCCUAUUCGAGUUCAGCAUGCUGUCGAAGAGGCUGUUAGUUGCCUCGCGCCUUUUGCGGACGCGCCCAACACCGCGACCGAGAUACCCUUUUCCCAUUGUUGCCCAGCAGUUCCGCAGCUUUGCAGACAAAAUUGUCAAGGUGCCGGAAAUGGCCGAAUCGAUCUCAGAAGGGACUCUGAAACAGUGGUCAAAGCAGAUUGGAGAUUUUGUGGAACAGGAUGAAGAGAUUGCAACAAUUGAGACGGACAAGAUUGAUGUAGCAGUCAAUGCGCCUGAAGCAGGGACUAUCAAAGAAUUCCUUGCGAAUGAAGAGGACACUGUUACGGUCGGGCAAGAUUUGGUGCGUCUCGAGCUCGGAGGAGCUCCCUCAGGAAGUGAGAAGGAGAAGACAGAUUCGGAACCCAAGGAACCCGCUUCCAAAGAUCAAUCUACAUCUUCGGAUCCGGGGCCUUCGAAGAAAGGCGAGUCAACACCAAAGGAUGAACCCACGCCUCCACCUCCGUCGCAGGAGAAGAAACCAGAGCCUACGAGGGAGACUCCGCCCCCAAAGCAAUCUGAGCCUAAGAAGACGGAUUCAAAGCCAAGCACAUCCGCCCCUACCUUUGGAAGCCGUGAAGAGCGCCGUGUCAAGAUGAACCGCAUGCGCCUCCGAAUUGCGGAGAGACUAAAGCAAUCACAAAACACUGCUGCCUCUCUGACAACAUUCAACGAGGUCGAUAUGUCGUCCCUUAUGGAGUUUCGAAAGCUCUACAAAGAUGAUGUGCUGAAGAGGACUGGGGUGAAGCUCGGGUUUAUGAGUGCCUUUUCACGUGCCUCCGUACUUGCCAUGAGAGAUAUCCCAGCUGUCAACGCCUCCAUUGAAGGACCAAAUGGUGGCGAUACCAUUGUGUAUAGAGAUUACGUGGACAUCAGUGUUGCGGUCGCAACGGAGAAGGGCUUAGUAACUCCCGUGGUCAGGAACACAGAAACAAUGGAUCUUGUCGGCAUCGAGAAAUCCAUUGCAGAAUUGGGCAAGAAGGCUCGAGAUGGCAAGCUCACGAUUGAAGACAUGGCUGGUGGUACUUUCACCAUCAGCAAUGGCGGGGUCUUCGGUUCCUUGAUGGGCACUCCUAUCAUCAACCUUCCUCAGACUGCCGUUCUCGGGCUGCAUGCUAUCAAGGACAAACCAGUUGUUGUCAACGGUCAGAUUGUGAUACGCCCUAUGAUGUAUCUUGCUCUGACGUAUGACCAUCGCCUUCUUGAUGGCAGGGAGGCUGUGCAGUUUUUGGUGAAGGUCAAGGAGUACAUCGAGGACCCCCGACGUAUGUUGUUGUAGAUGGUAAAUAGUCCGUUAUCCUCAUGCCACCAAGGAGUUAGACAGCCUUUGCAACUUGGUGGCUAUCUUGUGUCUCCACCUGUAUAGUAGAAUCAUGACAUGCACUCCAGGCGUUCACUGUCGGAUUCCGCGGCUUUAAUACAUCUACCUUCAGGGAUUUAGGAGCAUUAUAGAAUUGCUUCACUAUUUCCUGCCUCACACACAUCCCCACCCAUCAACUCAG